AUGGACUCGAAAGACGUUUGCAUAGAAAUAGAAAACGAUGAGUUUUACAGCAAGUUCUUAGUAGAUUCGGCGAAACCGAUAAUUAGUGAUAACAUUUCAGUAACAGAACAAGUUAACAGACUUACUCAAGGCAUCGAAAAGUUAAGUAAAAGCCUAGAAACUCAAGUUCUAGCUAAACAUAAUGAUUUACUUACACAAGCAAUCAAUAUAACGGAUCUUGAGAGUAUGUUAGACACAGUACGUGUCCAAGUGCAGGCAUUGUUAAAAGGUGCUGAAAAACUUAAGGAACGCGUUCACGUCCCUUAUUACGAACUUGAAAACCAGACGUUGAUGCUCGAGAGGGUCCAAAUUACAUGUAAUUUACUCCGACAUGCAGCCAAGAUACUUGCCUUGUGGACUAAGCUUAAUUCAGUGAAAGAUAAUCCGUCUAAGGAAGCUAUGAUACUCUUCGAAUUAAAGGAAUUAAUAAGUGACUAUGACUUUCAAGGUAUUAAUUUUCUAGAUGAUAUUUUAACAAAAGUUGAGCUCCAGAGAAAUGAAUUAUUAAGAAACUCAACAGAGUUAUUACAAACUAGCUUAUUGGAUGGUGAUAAAACUAAACUUCUCCAGUGUUUCAAAGUAUUUCAUAAUCUGCAAUGCACUGAAGACCAAAUAAAAAGUACAGUAGAUUGCAUUUUGAAAGAUUUAAGGAAAGCUAUUGCAAAUGCUUUAAAUGUCCAAAUGGUGUCCAUAGAAGUAAAGAAAUCUAGCUCCGGUCGCAUAGCACCCGGCAAGGCAAAUAUAAUGAAUGCUCAAGACUUCAAAAUCAAAAUAUGGGACAAUAUAGAAAAAUUGUUUAAAAUUGACAUCUACAACAGCUGUAUGAAGGUUGUGAUGUUGCAGAAUGUUGUUAAUGAACUUCAUGCUAUCGGCAACUUCAGAACCAUAGCCAUCAACUUCUGGAAUGAACUUUCCCUUGUAUUUAGCAACGAGUUAGAAAAAAGCCCAACACAAGUCAGUCAGUCAGUAGAAAUUGAUUUUCCUAAGCUUUUGAAGUGUUUCAACGAUUUACUGUCAAGAUUAAAAUGUAAAAAUUUGGAAGUGAACCGUUCAAGUUUGACAAAAUGGGAAAAUUCCUUCCUAUCAAAAUCUUUAGCUAAGCUAUUAGAACCAGUUAGAAGCAUGUGGCAUUUGAACCAAGUACCUAAUAUGGAUCAAAUUGACAACGCAAUAAGAAUAAUAGCAGAAGCCCUUAGUAUUUCACUCGGAGAUAAACAAUUAAGUAUCAGUUUGGCUCAGAGUGUUGCAAAGAGCGUCAAACAGAUGAAUGUAGAGGCAGAACAACGACUUUCAAUGGAAAACGAUGUUGCACAAAUAAUAGAAGCUCCGACUAGCUCCCAGCAGAGAAAUGCAGAUCUUUGUAACGCUUUGUAUUAUUUUUCAUCCCAAAUCAAUAGAGUACUUACCAAUAUGAAUUCCUUAUUGCCUCAAGAAAGUGUGCAAAUCGUCCAAAAUAGUCUAAAAGAUAUAUCAAGUUUGCCAGUACUCAAUUUGUAUGCCGAUUCUAUAAAGAAGUCCAUAUAUCUCAUUCUGGCGACCAUGCACGAUGAACCUGAUUUGAUCAAAGCUGAUGACGUCCCCAAGACUAUGUCUUGCAGCCCAUAUAUGAAAGAAUUACAGCAAUUCGUAUCUAGGUGCAAAGAAAUCUAUUUAUCAAUGUUCCAUGAAAAGGCAGCGCUCAACGAAUGCUGCUUAGACAUUUCAAAAUGCUGCAUAGAAAGAUUCAUCCAGCAUGUGUGUAAUGUAAGACCUCUCAGUAAAUAUGGGAGAGCGAAAUUACAAGCUGAUUGCAAACAUCUAGAAACUUCGUUAUCCCCUUUAGUAAGCGAUUUGACAGAGUUGGGCGAUUAUUAUAGACAGUUACGAGCAUUAUUCCUACUAUUGGAGAAAACACCUCAGGAUAUAUUGAAAAGUCAACAAGAAGGGGCUUUACUGCCUUAUUCUAUGGUGACGAUGUUUUUAUUCUCUCACGCUGGGCCUCAACUUUUAGCGCCACAUACGUGCGCCGGUUGGAACAUACAGAAAUUAAUACAAUGGCUGGUAACCCAUAGAAAUGAAAAAGAUAGAUUGGAAUUCGUCGCAGGAGCGUUACAGAGAUAUCAAAACCAUGUGAGACAAAACAAGAUAGCAACAUAUGAUGAUGUUUACCCCAUACUGGUACAACUGCUACAAGAUGGAAGAAAGGCUAUAAAGAAAUGA
Molecule: messenger RNA, 2238 nt
Organism: Danaus chrysippus (African queen)
Lineage: Eukaryota; Metazoa; Arthropoda; Insecta; Lepidoptera; Nymphalidae
Source: the annotation of a GenBank genome assembly